Messenger RNA from Camelina sativa (false flax), 1808 nucleotides. Its product is annotated as glutamate decarboxylase 4. Gene Ontology annotation, molecular function: pyridoxal phosphate binding; glutamate decarboxylase activity. Gene Ontology annotation, cellular component: cytosol. The record is from RefSeq and is a predicted model, not a curated record. NCBI's taxonomy places the organism in Eukaryota, Viridiplantae, Streptophyta, Magnoliopsida, Brassicales, Brassicaceae. Gene Ontology annotation, biological process: L-glutamate catabolic process.
CUACUAUAAAUAACAUUUGCUCCUCUUCUUCUAAUUUCACACAACAUUCGUCAACUACAAACAAAAACAUUACUUCCUCUUGUUCAUUUCAAAACCAAAAAUCAAAGUUUCUAAGCAUUCGAGUGAAUUCAGAAAAGAUGGUUUUGUCUAAGACAGCUUCUGAAUCGGAUGUCUCAAUCCACUCAACUUUUGCUUCUCGUUACGUCCGCAACUCUCUUCCACGAUUUGAGAUGCCUGAGAACUCAAUCCCAAAGGAAGCAGCGUACCAAAUCAUCAACGAUGAGCUAAUGCUCGACGGUAACCCGAGGCUUAACCUAGCUUCAUUUGUGACCACAUGGAUGGAGCCAGAGUGUGACAAGCUCAUGAUGGAGUCCAUCAACAAGAACUACGUCGACAUGGACGAGUACCCUGUCACCACUGAGCUUCAGAACCGAUGUGUCAACAUGAUCGCGCGUCUCUUCAACGCGCCGCUCGGUGACGGUGAAGCAGCCGUUGGUGUCGGAACCGUGGGAUCGUCCGAGGCGAUUAUGUUGGCCGGUUUGGCUUUUAAGAGACAGUGGCAGAAUAAGCGUAAGGCCCAAGGGCUUCCUUAUGAUAAGCCCAACAUUGUAACCGGAGCCAAUGUCCAGGUUUGCUGGGAGAAAUUCGCAAGGUAUUUCGAAGUGGAGCUUAAGGAAGUGCAUCUGAGAGAGGACUAUUACGUGAUGGACCCUGAAAAGGCGGUCGAAAUGGUAGACGAAAACACAAUCUGCGUUGCGGCCAUCCUCGGUUCGACUCUAACCGGUGAAUUCGAAGACGUAAAGCUCCUCAACGACCUUCUUGUCGAGAAAAACAAGCAGACCGGAUGGGACACGCCAAUCCACGUGGACGCAGCGAGUGGUGGGUUUAUCGCACCGUUCUUGUACCCGGAGCUGGAGUGGGAUUUCCGCCUACCGUUGGUUAAGAGCAUCAAUGUGAGUGGUCACAAAUAUGGUUUGGUUUACGCCGGUAUCGGUUGGGUUGUCUGGAGAACCAAAACCGAUUUGCCUGAUGAACUUAUCUUCCAUAUCAAUUAUCUUGGCGCUGAUCAACCCACCUUUACACUCAACUUCUCCAAAGGUUCAAGUCAAGUGAUUGCUCAGUACUACCAGCUCAUUCGUCUUGGAUUCGAGGGAUAUCGCAAUGUGAUGGAUAAUUGUCGUGAAAACAUGAUGGUGUUAAGACAAGGAUUGGAGAAAACGGGACGUUUCAAAAUCGUAUCCAAAGAAAACGGUGUUCCGUUAGUGGCGUUUUCUCUCAAAGACAGUAGCCGCCACAACGAGUUCGAGGUGGCCGAAACGCUCCGCCGCUUCGGCUGGAUCGUUCCGGCAUACACGAUGCCCGCGGACGCGCAGCACGUCACCGUGCUCCGAGUUGUGAUCCGAGAAGAUUUCUCUCGAACCUUAGCCGAGAGACUUGUGGCCGAUUUCGAGAAGGUUCUCCACGAGCUCGAUACGCUUCCGGCGAGAGUUCAUGCGAAAAUGGCUAACGGAAAUGUUAAGAAGACGCCAGAGGAGAUGCAGAGAGAAGUCACGUCCUACUGGAAGAAGCUGUUGGAGACUAAGAAGACAAGCAAGAACACAAUUUGCUGAUCAGAUUAUUACUGUAAACUAAUACUAUUAUUUGUUUUUGUCCUUAAUUAAAGAUCCAUUUAAUUUGGACCGUCUUUUAUCUUUCAUGCUGCUUCGAUUAUUUUUUGGUUUUUAUAAAGUUUUGUGAUUUGAUAUUUGCUGAUGAAUGGUGAUUUAUUAUGUAUUUGAACUAAAUAAAUUAAUGAAAUAAAAUUUCUA